Molecule: messenger RNA, 2367 nt
Organism: Closterium sp. Naga37s-1
Lineage: Eukaryota; Viridiplantae; Streptophyta; Zygnematophyceae; Desmidiales; Closteriaceae
Source: the annotation of a GenBank genome assembly
AUGCUGUCCGACGAAAGUUCCAUCGGCGAAGGCGUCGCACGGCUGAAUCGAUGGCACCUGGGUCCCGGCAUAUCAAGGGUACAGCAGCAGUCGCACGCGCCGUUGCACGCCUUCUACGUCGUCGGGCGGUCGCUGCGCGUGCUGUCGGUGUUCGCGGCGUACCGCUUCCUGGUGGAGUCGGACGUGUCCGUGCUGCUCUUCGCCUUCUUCUCGCUCCUCGGCGCCGCCAUCCUCUUCUUUCUCCUCCAACGGCCCUGGAAAGGAAAACGCCUCACCAACACCCAGGUAGCCCCGCGUUCACACUCGGGUGAUCACAGGUUCUGCCUUCCUGACACCCAGUGGGGCAUCUCAGUGAUGAAUGGAGGCGUGCUGGCGCUCGCUGUUGUCACAUGGGCGUAUGGUCUGAAGCAGUGCGGCCCUCUAAGGUCUGUAAUGGCGGAGUACUCAGGAGCGGUGGUUGCCACCAUAUCCACCAUGAUAUUCGGCCGGCGAGGACACCGCGUACUCAAGCUGUACGGCGCCAUUGCCAUGCUGGCUGCCUUCUACCUCCUCGCCUCGGGAAUCCCGCUGGGUCCCACUCUUCCGCCGGAUUUCCCACCUCCUGCCAACCCCGUCCCCUUGGGCCUAGACAGCACCGCCGCCGCCACUGCCGCCGGCACAGGCGCCGACAGCACUGGCAGCAGCACAGGCAGCAGCAGCAAGGGAGGCGCAGCAGGGGCAGUGGGGGUUGGGGCGGCAGGAGGGGAGGGAGGUGCGGGGUUGUUGGCGUGGCAGGUUGCGCGGAUGUCUGGGAGUGGGAUGGUGGAAGCGGCAGGGGGCAAUCCGUUGACGGCCAUGCUGCUGCCUGUGGCCGCUGGAGUGCUCUUUGCGCUGAGACGAUUGCUUGCCCGGCUGGGAAAGUCGCAGCAAAAGAAGCGGUUGCAUGCCGUCACAGCAGUGUCCUCUGUAUUCUUCCUCCUUCCUAUCGCCAUCUUCCAGCUCAGCGGGGGAGCGCAAGCCUUGGACCUGGAAGCGGGGGGGCGGCCGAUGCAGGUGUAUGCGCUGGUGAUCCUGGCAGGGCUCGUGUUCUCCUUCUAUGUGGACACUCUGGCGGAAGACAAGCUGCGUAUCGGCCCGUCGUCACUGAAGCAUCUGCUGGUGACGAGUGUGGCGGUGGUGGCACUGCUACUCAUCUAUCGAAUGCACUUCAGCCCGCUCUCCUUCGUCCUCAUCGCCCUCCUCCUUGCUGCUGGUCUGCACUGGUCUACGGCCAUAGAGCGCAGCAAGUCAGCGGGGUCGCUGGCAGAGGAUGGGGUGGCAGCCAAGGAGAGGCGCAGAACUGCCGCCCUCGCCAUGCUGCAGGGAGCAAUGGACCACGUCAUGUCCGAUUCCAAGUCACGCCGCAUUGCGCUCUUUCUCCUCAUCAACGCAGCGUUUAUGAUCGUUGAGUUCUCGGUCGGUUUCCUUUCCAAUAGUCUGGGGCUCAUAUCAGACGCGUGUCACAUGCUCUUUGACUGUGCUGCGCUCGCCAUCGGCCUCUAUGCCUCCUACAUCUCCCGCCUCGACUCCCCUUCUAAGUUUGCCUAUGGGCGUGUUCCAAACCUUCAUAUCAGUGCUUAUCAUCAGCACCGUUAUCCCUCUGCUGCUCCUUCCUCUCCUUUCCCCUUCCCUCCCCUCUCUUCCCCACCAGCACCAGGCGUGCUCCAUAUUCAUAUCAGCGCUCAUCAUCAGCUCUGUCGUCCCUCUGCUGCAACGUUGCCCCUCCACUCCCCCUUAUCUCCCCCUUCUCUCCACCCCACCACCACCAGGCGUGCUCCAUAUUCAUAUCAGCGCUCAUCAUCAGCACUGUCGUCCCUCUGCUGCAACGUUGCCCCUCCACUCCCCCUUAUCUCCCCCUUCUCUCCACCCCACCACCACCAGGCGUGCUCCAUAUUCAUAUCAGCGCUCAUCAUCAGCACUGUCAUCCCUCUGCUGCAAAACUCCGCUGAAAUCAUUCUGCAAAGAGUUCCCCGGGCAGCUGAGCACCAGAUUUCAGCUGCCCUGAAGAAGAUUGAGUCGAUGGCAGGGGUGGUGGCGGUGCGGCAACGGCACUUCUGGUCCUUCACUCCCAAGAUGCUAGUGGGCUCAAUCCACGUGCUCAUCUCUCCAGAUAGCCUCAAAGAUAGGGCCAAAGACGGAGGUGCAGCGGCGCAUAACGGAGAUGCUUAUAGCGAGUCCGGGGGCAAGCAGCAGCGGGUGGAGGCGGUUCAGCAGCUGCGGCAAUCGUUGAGGCGGCGGGUUUCGGAUGCAUUCCGGGCGGUUGGCAUCACACACGUAACGGUGGAGGUGGGUACUGAAAGAGCAUUCACGUGUGGCAUGUGCAUGUUUGAAAGGUCACAGCUGAGUUGA